GUCUAUUUUUUGUUCGUCGCCCUCUCCUUCUCAGUGGCCUUCCCUCAUUUCGCUCCGGCGGCUACGAGGGGCGACGACUCCACGUCUGCGACGAAUUCGGUGACGUAGAGGGGUGCUGCAGCGGUCGGGUGUUGCUAGCAUCAGCCUCGAAGGACUUCACGAGCACAGCGACCGACGGUUUCUAGCGGGGCACCGGCGGUGAGAAGCUGCGGUAUCCACCACCGGAAACCUUGCUCGGUGGAAGUAGGAUCCACUCCGGUAUUGUAAUUGCUACCUUUUACCUUGCCAAAAGAAUGGAUGGGGAGUCAGAGCUGAAACUGAGCCGUCUGUUGGUUCUAUAUGCUUCCCAAACCGGGAACGCUAUGGAUGCUGCUGAGCGGGUUGGAAGGGAGGCAGAGCGUGGUGGCUGUCCUUCUGUCCAAGUCAUCUCCAUUGAUCGGUUUGAUGUGAAUUUCUUGCCAGAUGAAAAUAUUGCAGUUUUUGUUGUUUCCACCACAGGGCAGGGUGAUGUGCCAGAUUCAAUGAAGGUUUUCUGGAAGUUUCUUUUGCAAAGGCGUCUCAGCAAUAAGUGGUUGGAAGGACUUCAAUACGCUGUUUUUGGGCUGGGUGAUUCAGGGUACCAGAAAUAUAAUUUUACUGCAAAGAAAUUGGAUAAAAGGCUUUCCGAUCUCGGAGCAAUGCUUUUAAUUGAAAAAGGUCUAGGGGAUGAUCAACACCCUUCUGGAUAUGAAGGUGCCUUAGAUCCUUGGUUGUCAUCUUUUUGGAAGAAGCUGAAUAUGAUGCAUCCCAACAUUUUGCCUAGGAUAUCGGAUAUUAUGGACCCUUCUAUGAGAAGUUUGGAGCAAGCAAAAUUUGAGGUCACAUACCAUUUGUCGGACAACAUCCAACUGGAGCUUUCAAAUGUAUCUGACUUGAAGGAGACUGAGAAGGUGAUUGAGAGUGCACUUUCAAUGUCGCCAGUGCAGUUUUACUAUCAGAACAAGAAGCCACAUUAUUUCUUGAAGAUGAUAACUAAUCAUCAACUAACAAAACCAAGCCAGAGUAGAGAUGUACGCCACUUUGAGUUUGAAAGUUCAUUGAAUUCCAUUAACUAUCAAGUGGGUGAUGUUCUUGAGAUUCUCCCAAGUCAAAAUCCUGCAGCUGUUGAUGCAUUUAUUAGGCGCUGUAACUUGGAUCCAAACUGUUACAUCACUGUCAAUCCCAGAGAUGCAGCCAAGCCAUCCAUUGGUAGGCAUACAAUGAACAUGGUGCACCCUGUUAAACUGAAGAGUUUUGUGGAACUCACCAUGGAUGUGGCAUCAGCUUCUCCUCGGCGUUACUUCUUUGAGGUGAUGAGCUUUUAUGCUACAGCUGACCACGAAAAGGAAAAACUUCAGUAUUUUGCCUCUCCAGAAGGAAGGGAUGAUUUGUACGAGUACAAUCAGAAGGAGCGGAGAUCUGUUCUUGAGGUACUGGAGGAUUUUCCAUCUGUGGAAAUGCCAUUCGAAUGGUUGGUGCAAUUGGUCCCUCCACUAAAAACAAGAGCAUUUUCCAUCUCCUCAUCUCCUUCUGUUCAUCCAAAUCAAGUGCACCUAACUGUGAGCAUUGUUUCAUGGAUCACUCCGUUCAAGAGAACGCGAUAUGGUCUCUGUUCAUCAUGGCUUGCUGGACUUGAUCCAUGCGAAACCAACGAAUUUCACAUUCCCUCGUGGGUCACUCGAGGCGCUUUGCUACGGCCUCUACCAUCAGUACCACUCAUUCUUGUGGGACCAGGAACAGGAUGUGCACCAUUCAGGGCAUUUGUGGAGGAACGUGCUCAACAGAAAUUAACCAGAUCAAUAUCUCCUGUUCUCUUCUUCUUUGGGUGUCGGAAUGAAGAAAAUGAUUUUUUAUAUGAGAAUUUCUGGUUGUCUCAUGCCCAAAAUAACGGGGUGUUAUCCACAAACAAGGGUGGCGGUUUUUUUGUUGCAUUCUCUAGAGAUCAGCCGCAAAAGGUUUAUGUGCAGCAUAAGAUGAAGGAAGAGAGUAAAAGAAUUUGGAAUCUUCUUAGUGCAGGUGCUGCAAUAUAUAUUGCAGGGUCCUCCACGAAGAUGCCAGCAGAUGUGACUUCGACUCUGGAAGAAAUUAUUAUGGAAGAAAGUGGGAUCUCUAAAGAAUCAGCCGCAAAGUGGCUCCGUCUACUAGAGAAGGCUGGUAGAUUUUUCAUUGAGGCAUGGUCUUGAACUAUGAGACUUUUGGAUCGAUGCAGGAAAUGAAUAUUAUUGGUUUGAUCCAACAUCUAUUUGAUCCGAUCAAGGUGCACACCACUGAGAUGAGCACGGUCGAUUAGUAUUUCUCACGGUACUCACAUCGGUAAUUGAAAUAAUACAGUUUCCUUCUGAUAGAGUCAUUCAGUAAUAUGGGAAUCAACUUUUAGCAACAUUUUUGUGCAAGAGACACUACAGGUACUUACUACACUUUCACACUUGCAUUCCCGUUGUUAUGAAUCAAGAAUAGCACAUGCCAACAUCUCAGUACAUAGUCGGCGAAUUUAUAAACAAACAUUCGAUACAGAUAUUAUCCAACACUCGGGUUUAUUUGGUGUUGCUCUGUCAUCAGCUGUGUAGAUCAUCAUGACUUCAGUAUGCAUUCUGUAGGAGUAAACAUGGUUCUGAUGAACUUCUGCAUUCUUGAUGUUCGAUCAUGCUGAGGCAGAUCAUAUUCUCAGUCUAGACAAUAUGCUUAGAGAUCGUCGGACAUUUUCGUAAAGCUUGACUACAUUAUCGGAAAGAAUGAUUGAAAAAUGAGCAAACUUUUGGUCCAACCGGGAACUUGAUCUUUGCAGUCAAACAAUGGCACAUCUGCUUGUUCGCAACAACUAAACCAGUCUGUAAGGGUCAUUCUUCAAUCAAAUGGUUCAGUUAGAAUGCUACUGUUCCAUGAUUGGCAGUCUAAUAAGUUGCACAAAACAUUUAGCAAACUUUUUAUUUUGUAACAUACCAUUGAACUUUAGAUGGGGAACCAAACUUAAAUCGAUAAGCUGUUAACAAUCCAA
Messenger RNA from Zingiber officinale, 3013 nucleotides. Its product is annotated as NADPH-dependent diflavin oxidoreductase 1-like. Bases 294 to 2201 code for a protein of 635 amino acids. The transcript has 12 exons. Lineage: Eukaryota; Viridiplantae; Streptophyta; Magnoliopsida; Zingiberales; Zingiberaceae. The record is from RefSeq and is a predicted model, not a curated record. Gene Ontology annotation, molecular function: flavin adenine dinucleotide binding; NADPH-hemoprotein reductase activity; FMN binding. Gene Ontology annotation, cellular component: cytosol.